Molecule: messenger RNA, 1908 nt
Organism: Oikopleura dioica
Lineage: Eukaryota; Metazoa; Chordata; Appendicularia; Copelata; Oikopleuridae
Source: the annotation of a GenBank genome assembly
AUGUCCGGUGUUCGUAAAAGAAAUGUCACUAAACCUUCUUCUCAAUCCGUCGCUUCGAAAAUCUCCAAAGGAUCCAAAAAAUCUUCCAGUUUCUCGACUCCUCAACUUAUUGGAAUUGUGUCCGCUCUUGUUCUUGGAAUUCUGCUUUUCUGUCCACUUGAAGUUUUCGAUUUUUUCCUUGCAAAGAAUCAGAAGAUCGUCAGAGUCAAAUACGAAGUGCCUGAAUUUGUACCCACAGACUUUGUUGCUCGAAAUGAAGUCGAAGAAGAAUCAUUCGAGCUGUAUAAAAAAGCUAGAAUUGUGGACAACGAAGACGUCUACGAUUCACACGAGAAAGUGUCUUGGAAUGAUUUCAAUAUCCGCAAAUACAUCAAUGCCGGCCGAGUCACGAACAAAAAGGACGCCUAUAAAACCGCAGCGUUUAACCAGCUCGUUUCCGACGACAUUCCGAUGGAUCGAAAUAUCCCAGACACUCGCCUAGGAUCUUGUCCGUCUCAAGAAUAUCCUUCUGAAGGGCUUCCAACGACCUCAAUUAUUAUCACCUUUCAUAACGAAUUGAGAUCGACGCUUUUGCGAACUAUCGUUUCCGUCAUUCGAAGAACACCAGCUAAUAUUUUGAAAGAAAUUGUUCUCGUCGAUGAUGCUUCUAGCGAUCCAAACGUUGGAAUGGAACUGAUCAAGAUCGAGAAAGUCAAGUUGAUCGUCAACCGCGAACGGCAAGGCCUCAUUCGAGCUCGUAUCCGCGCUGCUAUGGUCGCUACUGGUGAUACUCUGACUUUCCUCGAUAGUCACGUCGAAGUGAACAGAAACUGGAUCCAACCUUUGAUGCAGCGAAUCCAACAAAACCCCAAAAUUGUCGUUGCUCCUAUCAUCGACGUCAUCAACAAAGAUACCUUCAAAUACAUUGGUGCUGAUGCGUUUUUGACCGGUGGAGUUUCUUGGGCGAUGGUUUUCAGAUGGGAUUGGCUGACUCAGAGAGGGACAAGCACCAUGGAUCACACGAGAGGACUCCGGAGCCCAACAAUCGCUGGCGGAUUGUUUUCAAUCUCAAAAGCGUGGUUCCACGAGUUGGGAGAAUACGAUGAUCAAAUGGACAUCUGGGGCGGAGAAAACAUCGAAUUCUCUUUUCGAGUGUGGCAAUGCGGCGGAGAAAUGGAAAUUCUUCCCUGCUCAAGAGUCGGCCACGUUUUCAGAGACGAACAUCCAUACGAUUUUGGAAAGAAGGGUUCAAACAAUGUCUUUGUCAAGAACAACAAUAGAUUCGUUCAUACGUGGAUGGAUGAAUACACCGAUUUCUACUAUGGAACAAGACCAAAUGCUAAGAGUAUUGAGCCAGGAGAUCUGUCUGUUAGGGAACAUUUUAAGGAAAAGCUGCAAUGUAAGGGCUUCAAAUGGUACCUGGAAAACGUCUAUCCUCGUCAAUAUGUUCCUGAACGCAACUCCGUUGCUUGGGGUCAUGCUAAACGAGGAGAACACUGUCUCAACGUCUUCCCAACAAAAUCCAAUAAAUCGGGCGUUUAUGGUCAGCUAGGAGCAGCAAACUGCAACCAAGGCUUGAACAAUCCGAGCUAUCAAGACAUGGACAAGCAACAACUCGUCUUGAAGAAGUUCACUGGUCUUUUCCAACAGCCAGUCCAAAUGAAAGACGGAAAGUACGUGAAUAAAUGCUUUGGCACCCCCGACACGACACCAACCGACGGCGCAAAGGUCAUCCUCGCUGAUUGCGUGAGCAACGCAGAAGUUAGAGAAGCCAAUUCUCAUCAAAGAUGGAAUUAUGUCGGUACGAAUAUCAAGCUAGAAGACUUUCCUCACCUCUGCCUUGAUGGAUCUGAUCUGGGCUCGUUCAGAGUGAGAACUUGCACUGGAUCAGACAGCCAGCAAAUUUUAUGGGAAAUGUUGAAUAUUUAA